AAGUGGGAUAGAGCUGAAACAGUGAGCAAAAUUGGGUACAUAAUGUCAUUAACUUAUUCUGCAUUUCCAUUUCACAAAUUACAGUCCCUAAAAUCCAAAAACAACUAAAAGAAAACACAGCUCCCUGCAAAUGUCUCUCGAUGGCACAGAACAUACCUACACAGGCACUCCCAGAGCCGCCGGUUCAGGCCCGGCUCAUGGCCCCACUCGCUGGUUUGUUAAUCGUGAACCGGUCAGACCAUGCCCUCACAUAAUGCUAACCGCAAUGCAAGAGAGAGAGCUGACAAUGGUGAAAAGUGGCAGGUGCAAUGGGGAAUCAGAAGCUAAGCUGUAUAUAUCCAACUUGGAUUAUGAUGUUUCUAGUAAAGACAUCAAGUUGCUUUUCUCUGAUGUUGGAGAACUGAGAAGUCAAUCAGUUCAUUAUGAUAAAAGUGGAAGAUCGAAGGGAACAGCUGAGGUUGUCUUUGCUCGUCAAAUAGAUGCUCUAGCUGCUAUGAAGAAAUACAACAACCUUCCACUUGAUGGGAAGCCAAUGAUAAUUGAACUUGUAGGAGCUGAUUCUUUUACUUCAACAACAUAGGAAGACCCAAUGAUGUCCUGAAAAGUGUCUUAAAGUAUUAUGCUCCUAUCCUCAAUAUGCAUGUUUCAGAUUUGUCCCAUCAUAGCGGUCAAUAAAGUUUUGGUGCUAGAGGUCCAGGACAUAGUGGUAAGAGUGGUCGAGAAUUUACAAAGACUCGGGGGCAAGGGGCACGCCACAGUGAGAAGCCAACUGCUGAAGAGCUUGAUGCUGAUAUCGAAAGAUACCACCUUGAAGCGAUCAGUUUGAAAAAGUUAUCAUGAACAUUUUUUUGCAUUAACCAUUUCUUCAUAGGCUCUUUUAACUUUGGGGUUAGAGCACUUACAUCACUGAACAGGAUGGUGGAAGAACGCAAGCUGGGCAUGGCCAUCUGAGAGUAGUUUACUCCCCGGGAUUAGUAAAUCUUUUGGUUUGAAUAGGUACUUUGGUUUGAAUGGAGAUCAUAUAGUGUCAUAUAUGCUUCAGUAAGAAUCAAACUUUCUGGUGAGAGUUUAUCCUGAAAAUUCCGAUGAGUACCAUCUUGUUACCAACUGCAUUUGUCAUACUUAUUGCAUAAUGUAGUGGUAAUCGCAGCUAACUGCAAAUGACAUGAUUCAUUUGGCUGA
Molecule: messenger RNA, 1182 nt
Organism: Ricinus communis (castor bean)
Lineage: Eukaryota; Viridiplantae; Streptophyta; Magnoliopsida; Malpighiales; Euphorbiaceae
Product: THO complex subunit 4A
Exons: 5
Coding region: 131-580 (149 amino acids)
Biological process (GO): mRNA export from nucleus
Cellular component (GO): nucleus
Molecular function (GO): mRNA binding
Source: RefSeq, a predicted model, not a curated record